This is a messenger RNA of Teleopsis dalmanni, 2400 nucleotides long. RefSeq lists its product as uncharacterized. The record is from RefSeq and is a predicted model, not a curated record. The coding region runs from base 1 to 2400 and encodes 799 amino acids. The transcript is spliced from 3 exons. NCBI's taxonomy places the organism in Eukaryota, Metazoa, Arthropoda, Insecta, Diptera, Diopsidae.
AUGGACGUAGCUGCUUUAAAGGAAUUGCUUAAACAACAACAAGAGUCUACAAAUAAAAUGCUGGAGGAUCAGCGAGCAUUCUUCAAACAAAUUUUAUUACAACAGACUGCAGAUGGACAGAGUGUUAAUGUGCCUGCAUUUCAUGCUUUUAAUAAGCAGUUGCGUAAGUGGGAGACAUAUCUGGAGCAACUACAUCAACAUUUUUCGGCUUAUCCCGUAAAAAAGGAGAGAUUCAAGUCAUUUUUUCUGACCUGGGUAGUCACAGAAACAUAUGAUAUAUUACGCAGCAAUUUUAGUGGUAGUGAAAUGAAAAGCAAUACAUUCGAAGACUUGACGCAAUUCUUAACCGAAGUCUUUCAAUCUAAAACACAUGUAGUUGCUGCCAGACAUGAGUUCCACAAAACAACAAUGUCUACAAGCCAGACUUACAGAGAAUGGAUAACGGAUUUACGAAAAAUCGCUUGUGAGUGCAAAUUUAUUUGCAGUGCGCCAAAAUGUGGACAUGAUUAUACAGAAGAAAUGAUACGAGACAAAAUGUUGUACACUCCACAUGAUGUUGUUCGUGUAAAUGCACUGCAAAAAUCUAAUCCACCACUCUCUGAGGUGAUGCUCAUUGCUGAAGCUUUUGAAGCGACGGAGAAAACAAUUAACAAAAUUAAAGAUAAAGUAAUCAACGAAGGAGAAGUAAACGUUGUCAAAACUAAAGUAAUGAAUAAAACCAACAAAUAUAGCGAAAAGCAAAAAGCUCAACAAAAAAUCAUGCCAAAAUCAUGCUCUGGUUGUGGAUCUUCACAUAGGCGACAAAAUUAUUCGGUUUUGAGUGUUAAUAAUUUACCGCAUCAAGAAAAUAAAAAAGUUUUUAUUGACGUUUUAAUAGAUAAUACUCAAAUAAAAUUGGAUUCAGGAGCAACUGUUUCGGUGUUGACACUAGAUGCUUAUGAACAAUUAAAUAAACCAAAGUUGUGUCCAUGUAGAAAAGAAUUAUUUGAUUACGGCAAGAACCGAGUAAAGACACUUGGAGAGUUUAGUGCAGAACUAAAGUGUGGUGAAACAAAGAAAACAGCAACUUUAGUGGUAGUAUGCAUUCGUAAUGGACAUAAUUUAUUUGGCACUGACCUUUUUGAAAAAUUUAGAUUUGAAAUUCGCCAAAUUGCCUCUGUAAGCAAUGAUUCACAAUUAACGGAAUUAUUAAUGAGAAAUAAAAUUGUUUUUGAACCUGGUUUAGGUACAAUUAAGCAGGUUAAAGCAAAAAUACAUUUAAAAUUAGACGCCGUGCCUAAAUUUUGUAAAAGUCGACCUAUUCCAUUCGCUCAAAUAAAUCAAUUUAAAAUAGAAGCGCAACGCUUGACUGAUAGUGGUAUUUGGAAACCAAUAAAAUUUAGUGAGUGGGCUUCGCCAAUUGUAUUGGUCACAAAACCAGAUGGCUCUCUUCGCAUUUGCGGCGAUUUCAAAACAACAGUGAACAAACAAAUCGAUGUCGAUCAAUAUCCAUUACCAACGCGAGAAAGCUUACUUCAUAUUGUCCGAUAUGGAAAAUAUUUUUCUAAAAUCGACCUGAAGGAUGCCUUCCUGCAAAUGGAGUUGGACGAAGAGGCAAAAAAGGUUUUAGUAGUCAAUACACCACUAGGGCUUUUCCAAUAUCAGCGGCUUCCUUAUGGAAUUGCCAGCGCGCCUGCUAUAUUUCAAAAACAUUUAGAGCAACUUAUACUAGGUGUAGAAGGAUGUGGUAAUUAUAUUGAUGAUAUAAUCAUCGCGGCUGAAACGGUGGACCUACAUCGUCAACGCUUAGAAAAAAUUUUGCCAAUUUUGAUUGAGAACGGUAGAACAAUUAGUGCAAAUGGUAUUUUACCUGAUGAAAAAGGUGUUCAGGCUGUAAAAAAGUUGCCACGCCCAACAAACAUUAAAGAAGUCGAAGCAUUUCUGGGUAAAGUGAAUUAUUACCAUAACUUUAUUCCAAAUUUUUCGCAAUUGGCCGCGCCUAUCAAUCAUUUACGUCGGAAGAACAUCAAAUUUGUUUGGGGCACUAAGCAGGAACAAGCAUUUGAAGCUUUAAAACGACACAUAAUAGACGCAACCGAAUUCUCACAUUUUCAAGAACAUCUACCAUUAGUCUUAGCUACUGACGCCUCAUCAUAUGGAAUUGGAGCUGUCCUUGCUUAUCGAAAUCCAGACGGCACAGAGCGCCCUAUUGCUUUCGCAUCAAAAACGCUCAACAUUCAUCAAGUUCGAUACAGCCAAAUCGAAAAAGAGGCACUUUCGAUAAUAUUUGGAGUUACUCGUUUCCAUCAGUACUUAUUUGGUCAUAAGUUUAUUCUGGUUACGGACCAUAAACCUUUAGUAAGCAUCUUCAGUCCAAACAAAAAUUUGCCAUCAAUGUCUACACAUCGGUUGCAACGUUAG